Rhincodon typus (whale shark) is the source of this 1811-nucleotide messenger RNA. RefSeq names its product SMAD family member 2 (gene smad2). Gene Ontology annotation, cellular component: heteromeric SMAD protein complex. Bases 429 to 1667 code for a protein of 412 amino acids. Gene Ontology annotation, biological process: anatomical structure morphogenesis; SMAD protein signal transduction; regulation of transcription by RNA polymerase II. Gene Ontology annotation, molecular function: DNA-binding transcription factor activity, RNA polymerase II-specific; RNA polymerase II cis-regulatory region sequence-specific DNA binding; I-SMAD binding. The transcript has 9 exons. NCBI's taxonomy places the organism in Eukaryota, Metazoa, Chordata, Chondrichthyes, Orectolobiformes, Rhincodontidae. The record is from RefSeq and is a predicted model, not a curated record.
GUGAGAGAGGGGGGGGGAGGCUGUUUAAUCGUUUCUCUCCGUCAAUCAAAGAAAAAGGGAGCGAAGAGGCCAGCGGGGAGACAGGGAGAAAAAAAAUCAAAUAAAAUCUCCUCAGGGGAGGAUGUGAGAAUUAAUAAUAAAUUACCCAGAAGGCUAACGACAUUUUUUGAGGGCAAUUUUGAUUUAUUUUCUCUCGAAUCGUCUCGGUUGAUAAGCGGCAGUUAGCGAGCAACGCGAGGCACAAUUGUGUGAAUUUUUGAAUCGUGGUUGCCGUUUUCUUCCCCUCCUUUUCCAGCCUCAGUUAGUCCCUUUAUUGUUAUUUUCCUCUUUCUUCUUUACCUUUCUCAUUUUUUUUCCUCCCUCCCACCGUCACCCCAUACCCCCCACCCCCGCCCCUUCAUUCCCACUCCCCAUUCCUGGCUCGAACCAUGUCGAUCUUGCCCUUCACGCCGCCCAUCGUCAAGCGUUUGCUGGGCUGGAAGAAAGGCGGCGAGUCGCAGUCUCCCUCUUCUCAGUCCCCGUCGCAGGCGCCGCCGCAGCAGCAACAACAACAACAGCAGCAACAACAGCAGAACAACGGGCAGGACGACAAAUGGUGCGAGAAAGCCGUCAAAAGCCUGGUGAAGAAGCUGAAGAAGACGGGGCAGCUGGAUGAGCUGGAGAAGGCCAUCACCACCCAGAGCUGCAACACCAAGUGUGUGACCAUCCCCAGCACAUGCUCUGAAAUUUGGGGACUGAGUACACCUGGUACAGUAGAUCAGUGGGAUACAACAGGCCUUUACAGCUUUCCUGAGCAAACCAGAUCACUUGAUGGUCGGCUGCAAGUUUCACAUCGCAAAGGUUUGCCUCAUGUUAUUUACUGUCGCUUGUGGCGAUGGCCUGAUCUUCACAGUCACCAUGAGCUUCGAGCCAUUGAAACUUGUGAAUAUGCUUUCAAUCUUAAAAAGGAUGAAGUGUGUGUUAAUCCAUACCACUAUCAGAGGGUGGAGACACCAGUUUUGCCUCCUGUAUUGGUGCCACGACAUACAGAAAUUCCAGCAGAGUUGCCCCCACUCGAUGACUACACACAUUCCAUUCCUGAAAACACUAAUUUUCCAGCUGGAAUAGAGCCACAGACCAACUAUAUCCCAGAAACGCCACCACCUGGCUACAUCAGUGAAGAUGGGGAGACGAGUGAUCAGCAAAUGAACCAAAGUAUGGAUACAGGGUCGCCUGCAGAAAUGUCACCAAGUACCUUGUCACCAGUCAAUCAUAGCUUGGGCAGAGGAGUAAGGUUAUAUUACAUUGGUGGGGAAGUUUUUGCGGAGUGUCUGAGUGAUAGUGCCAUCUUUGUUCAAAGUCCAAACUGUAAUCAAAGAUACAGCUGGCAUCCUGCAACAGUAUGCAAAAUUCCACCUGGUUGUAACCUGAAAAUAUUCAACAACCAGGAGUUUGCAGCACUUCUAGCUCAGUCUGUAAACCAAGGCUUUGAAGCUGUUUACCAAUUAACCAGAAUGUGCACAAUUAGGAUGAGUUUUGUGAAAGGCUGGGGUGCUGAAUACAGACGGCAGACUGUGACGAGCACUCCUUGUUGGAUUGAACUUCACCUGAAUGGACCCUUGCAAUGGCUUGACAAAGUUUUAACCCAAAUGGGGUCCCCUUCUGUCCGUUGUUCAAGCAUGUCCUAAAUAACUAUAUACUCCUAUUUCAGUAUCAAGAUGGGACUAAACAUAAGAUGGAGUCCAAUCAACAGACUUAAACAGCUUUUCUGUUUUAGUACUUGUGUUAUCCCAGAGACUUUGUUUGUUAAUACAAAACAAAAUCAAAAAGAA